AGAGAAUAAGGCCUAUGUGUAUGUAUCAGCAGUUUUCUCUGGUAGUAUACAAAGGAUUAUAAAGGCUCUUGACCACAAAAAACCUCAAGUGUGUGACAUAUCCCACGUAGUUAAGUUGCUUGGGCGAAUACCCAUGAGCUCGUUGUAGUUGGUUACAUAUUCCUUAUAAUGAACCUGUCACGAGUCGGUGCGCGCUUAGCGCAGAGCCGUAGCAAUAUCGCGGUGACUCGUACUAUCAGACGAACAUAUGCAGCCAAACGCCUAAGCCCCAGGCGGCCACAAUACCUGUGGGUAGUGCAACACCACCACCUCCUGCGGUUAAACCGGUAGCUCCAGUUGUGAGCGUCCCUCCCCCCGCUUCAGAGGGAUCGAUGUUGCCUGCGCUCAUUGGCUUCGUUGGCGGGUCGGUGGUGAUGGGUGGCGCCUACUGUGUGUACAUGGCAAACGAGGAUGCAAAAUUCAGAAGAGACUUUGAAGCAUACGUCCCCGGUGGAAAGGAUGUGCUGGAUGCCUUUCUGGGGCCUAAGGCUGUGAUUAAGAUGCCGAAGCCGGAUUUAUCCUGGAAGAACCUGCCUGUCGGAGAAGAGAGUAUCGAGAAGGCGAAGGAUAUGGUUGGCACAGUGCUGCAUAAAGCCGAGGACGAGGCAUUGGACCUGGUUGAGAAGGUCAAGCAGAGCUCCAAGGACCUUGCCAGCAUGGUGUAUGGAGGCUCAGGCACAAGCACGGCGAAUGAGCUACAAGCAGUCAACAGCAGAGUGACGGACAACGUGGAGGAUGCGGCCGAUACGGCCAAAGAAAAUGCCCAGGGUUUGGCCCACGGCCUCGACGAAAAGGCCGGUGAAGUGCUGCCACAGGCACCCGAGUCUUCUGACCUAGUUCCCGAUGGUGUCAAGGAAGUCACAGCCAUGCUGCAAGGUGUGGCUGUGGGCAGUACCGAACAGCUGGAGUCCGUUACGCGCGAGGUCACCUCUGGGCUCACAGACGCCGUCAGCACGCUCAGAAACAAGGCUCACGAUGCCAAGGACAGUGUGGAAGAAGCCGUCGAGCAUGGCACCGAGACGCUGAAAGAUGUGCUACAACACGUGGAAGAAGCCAUUGUCAAAGGCAACGCCUUGGACAGCGCCAAGCACGCGCUAGAACACGGCAAGGACGAACUCAGAGCGGCGGUGCACAGGGGUGAGGAGGCGCUGGAGGGGGUUGUGGAGACGGCUAAGGACAAUAUGAGCCCUGCUGCCCUGUCCGGGUCCAGCAAGUGGGUUGCUGCACUGGACAGUACGAAGGAGAAGCUCCACGACGCGGCGGAGAAGGGCGAGGAAAAGGCCAGGGCAGAGGUUAGUAGGGCCGCUGAGGCGGGUGGUGACGCGCUGAAUGAGACUGUGGUGGACCCGAUCAAAGGGGAGUUGGACAGGGCCGUUGAAACAGGUGCAGAUGGCCUGAGUACGGUGGCUGAGGUCACGCGGGACGGGGCAAGUACGGCAGCGGAUUAUGCCAAGGAUGGCGUUAGUGUGGCCUUGGGUGGUUUGAAUGCGGCCGUGGAUAAAGUCAGUGGCGUGGCUAGCGAUACCGCUGAGGUGGUGGCGGAUGAGGUUGCGUUGGGUACUGAGAAGGCCACAGAGGCCGCUGCCGAGGUUGCCGCUGAUGUUAACGACACUACACGCAUAGCUGCACGUGGAAUGAAGGAGCUCACACUGGGGCUCACAGAUAAGGCUGGCGAUGCAGCAAGUGGUAUCAAGGACAAGGCUGUGGAUGUGGCUGGUGAUGUGUAUGACAAGGCUGGUAAUCUGGUGACCAAGGCCGAGGACAUGGCCGGUGAUGUGUACGAUAAGGCUGGUAAUUUGGUAAACAAGGCUGAGAAUGUAGCUGGUGAUGCCAAAGAUAAGGCUGUGGAUGUUGCUGGUGAUGUGUACGAUAAGGCUGGUAAUUUGGUAAACAAGGCUGAGAAUGUAGCUGGUGAUGCCAAAGACAAGGCUGUGGAUGUGUACGAUAAGGCUGGUAAUUUGGUACACAAGGCCGAGGAUAAAGCUGGAAACCUGGCAAACAAGGCAGGUGAUGUGGCAGGUGGGGUGUAUGACAAGGCCGGCAAUCUGGUGACCAAGGCCAAAGAUAUGGCUGGUGAUGUGUACAAUAAAGCUGGUAAUUUGGUAAACAAGGCUGAGGAUGUAGCUGGUGAUGCCAAAAAUAAAGCUGUUGACGUGGCUGGUGAUGCCAAAGAUAAGGCUGAGGAUGUGGCUGCAGAUAUGCGAGACAGGGCCGGGAAUGCGAUAGACCAGGCGGAAUCUGCGGCCCACAACGUACAGGACAAAGCUCAGGAGGUUGGGGCAGAUAUCAAGGGCACGGCCCAGGACGCCCAACAGGCGGUGGGAGACGAAGUGAGUGAGCUCACCAACUCGCUCAGCGAACGCAUCCGUGAGAGUGUGCAGGCCGCAGAUGAGCUGGCGGAGAAUGUGGGCGACAAGGCGAGUGCGCUGAAGAGCCAGGCCGACAAGGCCAAGCAGGACAUGACGCAGGUGUUGGCAAAGGACGGUUCAGAGGCAUCCGCCACCGAAGCAGAAGGAGAAGCGCCCUUAGAAACCUUCUUUCAGAAGAGGCUGAGUGAGAAGAUCAAGGAGAUUGACGAGAAUAUGCCGUCAGACUUGGCUGGGCGUGCGAAGACGAUGUUCUUGGCCAAUGAGCUCAACCGCCUGGUGCACAUGGUAUCGCUCGACGAGCAGGAGAAUGAACAGAAGCUCAAGGACAUGCAGAAUAGGUUACAGGAGGCUGAGGAGGCUUAUCAACAGAAGCUCGAAGCCACGCAGCUGGAGCACACCUUAGCCCUACAACAACAGGCAGAGACGCUGCAGCAGCAAAUGCAGGAACAGAUUGUGCUGGCACGUGCUCAAGAGAAGGAGAUGGCUGAGGCGGCAGUCGCGGCCGAGGCGGCGCUACAUGACAAACUCGUAGAAGAGGAGAAGCACGUGUGGCACUCACAGAACAACGAGGAACAGCUCAACACCAUCAAGCGGCUGGAAACACUGUACGAACACUACUACCAAGACAAGCUGCAGCAACAGGCUGGCGCCCAGUACGAAAUCGGAAAGCAAGCCCUCCUGCAACGACUGGCGAAAGAGCGAACGGAACGGCUGGCGGCACUUGAGGCCAUGACAGCCAGGCUGCAGAACCUCGACGCCCUACUGACCAAGUCAAAGGAAGCUUCGGGCUCCGCACGCAGGUUACACGCGAUGUACCUGGGCAGGUCAGCGAUACAGCACGCACUCGACAGUAAUGAGCCUCUGGCUGUAGACCGUGAUGCCCUGGCACUUGCAGGCACAGUGGGCAAGGCCAAGGCUGGGAUUGAAGAGGAGGAUAAUCUGUACCAGAUGGCCGUCAAAUGUCUUCCAGAUGUCAUAUUCUCGUCACCGCUGAAGAACUAUGGACAGCUGCAGAGCCAAUUCAAACGGCUGCGACCUACGCUACGCAAAAGCAAUCUCAUGCCAGAGGAUAAAUCGGGUAAUUUUGUAUCCGGAGUGGCCACAUACACAGCUGCCUGUGUGGCUGACGCACUGACCUUCCGCCGAGAACCAGUAGUAGUGGCAGGAUCAGCACAAAACGAAGUGAUUGAGGAGACUGAUACCGUACUGGCACGGGUAGAGUUCUGGUUGGACCAGGGCGAUCUGAAGAAGGCUGUGGCUGCUGCACGCACGCUUUCUGGGAACGCCAAAGACGCGGCAUCUGAUUGGAUCGCAGAUGUAGACGCUCUGUUGGCGACGCAAUUGGCUGUGCGCUUGAUGGACACCUUCGCCACCAAUGAGGCGACACAUGUGUUUGAAUGA
Molecule: messenger RNA, 3809 nt
Organism: Sphaeroforma arctica JP610
Lineage: Eukaryota; Ichthyosporea; Ichthyophonida
Exons: 16
Coding region: 372-3809 (1145 amino acids)
Biological process (GO): cristae formation
Cellular component (GO): MICOS complex
Source: RefSeq, a predicted model, not a curated record